CUGGAAAUUCAUGCACUCAGAAGCCAUGUCAAACACUGAUCUUGCCCUACUUGAUUCCAUACACCAGCAGCUUUUGAAUGAUUCUCUAUUUUCUGAUAUUUUUCCUAGCUUUUCUCAUGAUGCAACUAUUGACGAUUUUAAGUCAAACACUAGCUUCAACAACUCUCCUUUGGCAGAAAGUUGCGGUCAAACACUGCCAAACAUGGAUAAUUCGCACCGAACCACCACCGACGGCUUGGUCAACAUUGACGAGCAGGAAGAGGACAGAAACGGGUCAGCGGCGGCGCGUGGGAAGAACGCAUCGGCUGAGUGGACAAGGUAUAGAGGCGUAAGGCGGAGGCCGUGGGGGAAGUUCGCGGCGGAGAUAAGGGACCCCAGGAAGAAAGGGUCAAGAAUUUGGCUCGGAACAUACGGGACACCUGAGGAAGCUGCCAUGGCUUACGACCGGGCAGCUUUUGAAAUAAGGGGUGCCCGGGCUGUGCUCAAUUUUCCACACUUGAUUGGCUCUAACAUGUGUUCGACUCCUCAAACGGUGAGCCCGAAGAGACGUUCACCAGAGCCUUCCACUUCUUCCUCUCCGAAGAAGAGGAAACUUGCCAAUGCCUCCAUCUAGA
This is a messenger RNA of Coffea arabica (coffee), 614 nucleotides long. Its product is annotated as ethylene-responsive transcription factor 1A-like. Gene Ontology annotation, biological process: regulation of DNA-templated transcription; ethylene-activated signaling pathway. Lineage: Eukaryota; Viridiplantae; Streptophyta; Magnoliopsida; Gentianales; Rubiaceae. Gene Ontology annotation, molecular function: DNA-binding transcription factor activity; DNA binding. The record is from RefSeq and is a predicted model, not a curated record.